UAUUAUGCCAGAGAGACGCGGCAGUUACGAGUUGAUGUCAUUACAGCUUGCAGCAGUGUAAGCCUCUUUGCUCUUGAGCUGCGGCGGUCACUUUUCGAUGGAGGAUCUCGUCGUGUCCAUAGCACUGCUGGCACUCACUGUGCUGGGCAGCGAGGCGGUGAGGAGGACAGCGUCGCGACUUGGCGGCAGUGGAGAGUGGGGACUGCCGGCGCUGCUAGUAGAGUUUGCCUCGACUUUCCAGUUGUGCGCCUGUACCCAUGAACUGAAACUUCUGGCCGAGCAGGGUGCUGUCGAGCGACCCCUGGGCUUGACGCUCACCUAUGCCAUCACGGUAGUCCACGUGCUUACUUUUGCUGGCGCAUUCUGCAACCCUGUAGCGAUCCUGGAGCAACUGUGGCGGAGGCAUUUGAGCUGGAGAGCGGCGACGGCCAGGUUGGCUUGCCAGUUCGUGGCAGCGACGGGAGCUCAGCUCUUAACACCGUGCGCAUGGGCACUGGGACUGUCUGCCGUGCACGCGCGACACCGAGCUGCAGGGUUUCUGUGCCGCAGCAGCAUCAGAACGUCACUGUUUCGCGGAGCGAGCGUGGAACUCGUGUGCGCCUUGGCCAUGCAGAGUACACUCCUCCUAACACAGUCGCUGGACGGGAGGUUCAGGGUCCACAUAAUUGCUGCAGUCAUCACAUUCCUGGUCUACGCAGGUGGAAGUCUUACUGGGGCAAUAUUUAACCCAGUCCUUGCAUUUUCUGUGCAGUUUCCUUGCAAAGGACAUACUUUUUUGGAAAAUUCCUUUGUUUACUGGCUGGGACCAGUAUUAGGUAUGGCUCUGUCGGUGCUAAUUUAUUCCACAAUCAUUCCAAGACUCUCCAGUGCACUGGGGUUACAAAAGAAGAUGGACAAGAGUGAAAUACUGAAAAAGUUCAACUAAAAGCCAUUCUAGUGGCUUUUCAAAGACAGAAAAGUGGAGAUUUUAGAAAGGAGACGGUAACACAAAACAAUGGCUGCUUUAUUAUAAAAGCUGAAUGUGUGGCCUCAUACCAUAUAAAGAAAGAUUCUGCAUUCCAGUUGACGAUUUGUGUAGCCUACUGCUAAUAUACCAAAUAUUUGUAAUUUGUUAAGAAAUGCGCCAUAGCUCUUAAUCAUGACUGUUUAGUGCUGACUGAUGGGAAAGACAUGUUUCUAAAGUUAGUAAGAUUACUAAGGAAAUGCCUGACAUGAAUAAGCAAUCAUGAAAACAAGACAGGCACACAGUGGUCAGUAAGUAGGAUUCUUCACUUCACUGGAGAGACUGACUCAUAGAAUGUCUGACAUGAAUAGAAAUGGCAAGGAAAGAAAUAUGAUGCUCAGUGGGACACACUUGGAUGUUUGCUAGUUCACAUCCUUCAAGAAAUAAAAUGCAAUGGAAGGAAAGAAACUCCUACGUGUUUUUUCAUGUGUACAGCAGGGAAAAAGUGGUAGUGAAUAUUUUUGGGCACUAAGUACAUUCUGUGUUUACUUCUUCAUGUCCUUUAUGACAUGAGAAAGGACAAUUGUGUUUUUUUUACCAUCACUUUAAAAUAUAGAACUACUGUAGUAUGGUUUACAAAGUCUACUCUGUGAGAUCCACCAUUCAACAAAAGCACAGCAGAUUUGAUGGCGGUCAGAUUUCCAGCACAUAUGAAUAAGCCAUCUAAGACCCUUACAUGCUUUUUCUUAUUCUCUAUUUAAAUAGGUGGUGUUUAUUCAAAAAAAAUAUAGCUAUGCAAAAAGAACAGAAUAAAACGUACUGAUGAACGUACAGUUUUAGACUUGUGGAUGCUAAAUUAUAAACUUUGUUUUUGUUGAAAUAAAUUACUUAGAGGUUGAAAUCAAUGCAUUUUGACAGAUGGAUAUGCAGUCCACAUUUCUAGGCAUGUGUGUUGGAAAUCUUGGACUCUGGACUUCUAUGUUCUGAUGUAUGUUUACAAGUGUACCUUAAUCCAUUUUAAUGUAGAAGUGCACUUCAGUUUAGAGUUCAUAGUAAAAGUUUGAUCCAUUAUAAAUUGUACUUUUGUUUAAACAAGAAGGCAGAUUGGAUGCCAUAAUUAAAGCAAUUGUCAAAUGAGGCGACUUCAGCGUGGAGUUUGCAUAUUUACCCAAAGUUUGGGUGGGAUUUCUCCCACAGUCCCCCCC
Molecule: messenger RNA, 2148 nt
Organism: Erpetoichthys calabaricus (reedfish)
Lineage: Eukaryota; Metazoa; Chordata; Cladistia; Polypteriformes; Polypteridae
Gene: aqp11
Product: aquaporin 11
Exons: 4
Coding region: 98-925 (275 amino acids)
Biological process (GO): transmembrane transport
Cellular component (GO): cytoplasm; membrane
Molecular function (GO): channel activity
Source: RefSeq, a predicted model, not a curated record